AGCUGGUGCGGGGCCUCCUGGCUGCAGGACUGCGAGUGUGUGUGACGUGGCUGUCUUAGCCUGGCUUUUGUGCAGAUUUUCUUUUGCCCUUUGUCUUGGCCUUUGUUUUUGUCUUUGUUUGGCCUUUGUUUUGUCUUUGUUUCACUCUUUGUUCAAACUUUCUUUGGCUUUUGUUUGGUCUUUCUUUAGCCUUUUGUUUGAACUUUGUGUGGCCUUUUUGUGGUCUUUGUGUAGCUUUUGUUUUAAGUGCAUCUUGGCUGAGAACCCAUCAAAAACACCUUGUGCAAUGAAGAACCUGGAUAUAUGAUCUCUCCCUAUAUAUUCUGCGUGUACUGAGGAGACCUCCACCCCCACACAGGGUCCUGCACAGACGUGGGACCUGUUCCGAACGGCUGCUACCCAAGGAAAAAAAGAAGCAAAUGAUACCCAGACCAGCUUGUAACAGAGAUCUAAUCAGCAGAUGUGUACGGAUGAAAGUACAGUGAGAUGAGUGAGAAGGCGCGCAAGGAGGGCCGCCGGCUCUCCAAGAACCAGAGGCUCUCCGAGCACUUCAGCAUCCGCUGCUGCCCGCCCUUCACCUUCCUCAACUCCACGCGCGAGAUCGUGGAUCGCAAGUACAGCAUCUGCAAGAGCGGCUGCUUCUACCAGAAGAAGGAGGAAGACUGGAUCUGCUGUGCCUGCCAGAGGACCAGCACCAGCCGCCGGGCGAGGUCCCCUCCGAGGCCCAAGGUCCAGCCAGCUGCGCCCCCAGCCGUGGUCAGAGCGCCAGCCAAGCCGCGGUCCCCCCCGAGGCCCGAGCGCCAGCCGCGCCCUCGCCCGGAGCGCCGCCCGCCUGCCAAGCAGCGCACCCCCCCGAAGCCCGCGCCGCCGCCGCGCCGCAGCCCCCCGAAAGGGCCGGGCGCCGGCCGCGGGGGGUUCCCCGGCAGAGGGUUCAGGCUCUGGUAGCACCUGCUCCCCUGUCCCCGCCCUCAGGUUGAAAAGGAGGACCAAGCCGACCACCCCCCGGAAGAAGUGACAGGAGCCUCCCGCGAAUGGGCGGCCUCAGCCCCCACACUCCCUGCCGCUCCACCCACGUGCCCUGGGGCAGGUUCUUUACUGUAACUGUGACACGGGUGACACCGCGAUGCCCAGGGUCUCCUUGUCAGGUGCCCGGCGGCCUGCCUGGAGCAUUUGGAAGAUAUUCUAUUGUCUUCUGACCUCUGUAAUUGCCAAUGAGAAAUCAGCUCUCAGUCCGCUUGCUCUUCCAUUGACUCAAGUUUCUUCAAUCUGAAGAUGUAUAUCUUUCUUCAGGGAUGUGCCAAAAAAAAAAGAUAUCAUUGAAUAACCAUCAUAUUGGCAAAAAUUAAAAAUUACCAAAUGUUGGCAAGGAUGUGGGAAAAAUUCUCAUAAGCUACUGAUGAGAAUUUAUAACUAUUACAACACCUUUGGAGUGAAAUCUCGGAAUAUUGGUAAAGCAGGAUAUUGUAUAAGCUAUGAUCAAGCAAGUGUGAUUUUAGGCACCCUUCCUAGAGAAAACUUUCAUUCAUGGAAAAAGGAGAGACAUUUAAAUCUGUUCCGUGAAGCAAGCACUAUUUGCCAUUAAAAAAAAGAGAGAGAGAUAGAAAGAUAUUAAUCAAAAUAUCCACCGAUGGGAGAAUGAAUAAACCAAUACUGGUAUAUCCACAAAUAAAACCCUAAACAGCAGUUAAAACCAAUGAAUCCGAUAUGCUUCAUCAGGUAGAUAAAUUUGGAAAACAAAAUGUGGAAUAUAAAAAGCAAAUAGUAGAUGGUAAUUGCAACAAGAUGCCCCAUGCCUGAAAUUUAACAACCCACGAUACUAUAAUUUCCCAAUAAGCAGAAGCCAUAAAAUCUCACAGUCUCAGUGAUGCAGUAGAAUAAAAAAUGACAACAGCACAAAAGGCUAUUCAAGAAAUGUCGACCCUUUUCCACAUCAAAAAGAUUUGAAAUAAUUCCUGUUUUGAAGAAAUAACAGAAAAGCUGUAUAGAAAUAGUCAACAAUAUUAGCCAGAUACAGACGUUUAUGGGGAGAUAAGUGGGAGUCUAAUGAAAAGCCAGGGGUCUCUCCAAAGUUCUUAGUCUUAGAAAACAAAAACACUUGUUCUAAGUCCAUUUUUGGUCUGGGUUACUGUAGCUUCUGCUGGCUUCUGACAUGGAGAAAAAGGACAGAGUUGAUACACCCUUCCUCUCACUCCUUUAAUAAUGGGCAGGAAGACACAGUAGAAGGUCAUAGAAUGUUGUAGAAUGCGGACGGAUGUAAAACGGGCAGUAUGAGGGAGAGGGGAGCUCGGAGGAGAGGCAGGCAAGGCCGUGGGAGCUGUCUUGUGUUGGGAGCAGGGGCCAGGCAGGCUCAUGGCCUUGAAGGAGCACAGCCAGACCUUGUUGGGGCUAAAAGACAAAUGAGAAGGGGGGCAGUGCCAGAGAAAGUCCUGCUCCAGGCGUGGGGCUGGGGGAGUGGGAGGCCAGAGAGCAGGGAGAGUGCUGGCCAGGCAAGAGGCAGCGUGCAUGCUGCACCCCCCGGCCAGAGGGGUCAAGCCAGAUGCUGUCCCAGGGCAGCCCUGGGGGCGAGGCUGGCAUCCUGGCUUCCUCAUUGAGGGGAAGUUGCUUCUCUGUGGCAGUCACAGUACAAAGGCAAGGAAACCGAGCUGCACGGAGCCUUCAGGCAGCAAUGUUUCUCCUGCCUAAAUUCAGGUGCUAAAAGAGCAACAAAAUGACAACCUCCAAUGGGAACGGCUUCCAGAGAUGAGAUAGCUGAGGCCGUUUUAUUCCUAGGAAUAACCCCGGGGCCUGGUCACGACAGACCACUAGGAAGAACAAAUGAGGGCCAGACCCACCUGACCCUACAAGGAAACUUAACGGCCCUGCAGCCUGUUUGAGAUUUUGGCAAAGCCAAAGCCCGUACUCAGAGCUCACAGGGCUCUACCCACCCCGUAUCACCCAGAAGACGCAGAGUUACUCCAGGAUGCAGAAUCGGGGAGGGGAGAGCACAGCGUGUGUUUUUUCAUAUAAAAAAAAAUUGGAUAUUAGCACAGAAAUGUUAAUAACUAGAAAUUACUGAAUUCUCCAUGUUUGUUGUGAAAAUAAAACCCUCUGGGGAUGGGUUAAAGAUAUCUAGAAAUUACUUGAAACUCUGGAUAACUAAAUGGGUAUUAUAACUAAAAUGUGUUGUAACCCAGUUGUAUUUUUUGUUUUGUAAUGGUUGGUUCUGGGGAGCACUGAGCAGUGAAUAUGGCAAAGUGUACACAAAGCUCCCAGCACCAGUCUAGGUUAACUUCUUGUGCGAAGUUCUCCAACACGGCAUUCGGCAUGCAACUGUGAUCCUUCUGUGUGUUAACUGCUUAUAGGCUCUGACCUUUUGUUUUGGGCAGGCUGAGGUGUGUACCCAGACUUGUCCCGGUAGAUGCUAACAACUGGCUGUCUGGGUGGAAAUUCAUGAUUUACAGUGUUGGCCCAUUUCCAUGGUGUGAACACAUGCACUGUGACUGAUCGAGUGUGGGGUUGGCGAGAAGUGUGCAUAGUUGACUCGCCUGAGGCCACACUCCGUACCCAUGGGCCUGGGUGAAAUUGCUAUCUUUACUAAACAUUCUGUUCCAUAAAUAUACAAGGCACCAGUGAAAGAAAAAACAUAAAGGGAAAAUAAAUUCAAGUAAGAGAGCUCAAAGAGAGAAAAUUGAUAGAGGAGAUUGGUUUUUAAAUGCUGAGAAGUGGUAUUUGUCUAUAUUGUGCAUUUAUUGUUUUUUCUUAAGCAAACAAGGAAUCUGUGUGUCACACUCAGUGCUCUGAACUCAGUUUCUUUGGUGUCCCCUACAUGUUAGCCAGACCUUUUUUCCUUUCAGAUAUUGGUGCUAAGGUAAUACUUACCAAAGAAUCAACUCCUGCCCACCAGGGAGCCAGUUUCAGGGCAGCUGAGCUGUGUCAAGACAGAAGAAAAAAUGUGGCGUCUUCUGAAUUUUGAGGAGGCGAUGCUGACAUUUAGACCCAUUGGUUUGGUAUGAAAAUAUAGAGCUUUUAAAAAAACUAACAUUAAUAAAAACAACAAAAAUUUAGUUAUUCAAAGAGUGAGAAAAUAAAUUAAUGAACAUUUCUACUAGAGUCAGGCAAGAACUUAUUAAAAUAGAGGUGAAUUGAAAAUAUCUGUAAGAAUCCAUGGACUUGUCUUUUAAAGAAGGUUUUAUCCACUCUGUUCCCUCAGUGAUUUAUGCUGUUGGAUAUUUUUGCUGCCAUUCUGCCAAAUUCCAGCCAGAAUGUGGAAUGAGCUUAUUUGUAGAACUAGUGCCUGUGGAUUCUAAAACUGUUCUCCAAUGAAAGGAAAAUGCCCUCAGUGGAUAGUUGAUUCCAUCUUUCUGGGCAGGGAGAAAAAUCAGGAUUAGUUUGUGAAUUCUGGAUGUUGAAAGGAAGCAUCAGAGUAUCAGAGAACCAUAAAUCUGUAAGGAUGCAAGAGAGACUUCACUUUUGGUGGGGUUUUUGGCUUCUGAAGUUGUUUAUUGACAAGGUCAUAUAUUGAAUAAAACACAAAUCACGUGAGGCCCACAUUACACUUUUACAACCGACAGUUUGAAAAUGCAGGGUGCUGUUUCUCUGUAAGGAGAUGAACCCAUAGCAGGACCUAGUCAGAGGGGGUAUCAUGGACAUCACCCGAAUUCCAGAGAGCUCCGUGAAAUGUGGUUUAUUUGAUGGAAGAGGGUGCAGGCAGGCUGGAGGGAUCCAACUUCAGGUGAUGCUGGGACUGGCCUUCAGAGCUGUCCCUCUAAUCUUCCUGGCGUAAGUCACAACCUUCGCUGAGUGUUGCCGGCAGUGGUGGUAUAGCGCAUGGAGGUGUCCUCGAGCCGCACUGAAUCUUAGCAGCGAGCCAGCAUGUGUGUCCUGGUGCAAGUCAUACCAGGCUGCUCCUGGCCAUCUACCUGACAGCGGCCACGUUCCACUAUGAAAGGCAGGGGUUCUCCGUCCUAUGUCUGUAUCGUUUCUCUUACCGUGUGGCUGGAGGCCUCUGAUGGGAAAUCAGAACCAGCUUCUCUACCCACAGUAGGCACCACCCAUCUCACCUCAAGGGAGAAGACCCUGCAGAGGCCAGAAAGCGUUAAGGGGAUUCUGAGGAACAGGAAAUUUCGAGUGGGCAAUGUCAGACUGAAAAAACAUGCUGGGGAAGGCGUUUCAAAGCUACUUAAAAAGUAAAAGGAGAAAGACAAAAUAAAGGGAAAAUGUGCCACAAAAAUGCAAACUUUAACUGAGCUUCUAUUCCUAAGGAGAUUUUAAAGUUGAAGGAGCACAGGGAUAUGUGAGGAAACAGAAAGCCGAAAGCAAGAGUGACUUUGUUCAUGAAUAUGUAUGAAAACACGUGUGCGUGAAAAACAAAAAACCAAGCAGAGAAAAGGGGCACCAUAAUGUCUGCAAUGUCCCUGAGAUGUGAAUGCACGAUCAACAGGGAAGGAAGUCCUUGUGCCUCCAGUCACUUAGGCCUGGCGGGUUUGCUGCGCCUGCAUCCUGGUCUUCUCCCCAGGGUUGCCACGGGGAGGACUCUCUCUGUGGGGCGUGCAGGUCCAGCUGGAGUCAGCAGCAGAGAUCGCCACUGCCCCGAGCAAACUGCCCUGGCCCUCACGUUGGUGAGGAAGACCGUUCCUCUUCCAGGUCCCUUCGGUUGGUCUAGGAAUCAAACUGACCAGACAGAUUACCGGGAGACAAAACCUGAGUUUAAUUAGUGUUCAUGGGGGCCCAGCAGCUAAACUGAGACCCCAAGAAAUCGGCACGGCAGGCAGUUUUUGUACAUUUGAGACAGGCAAAAGAUUUAUGAGAAACUGAUGGGACAAAGAAAACAGGUUUGGGGCUUUCAGCUCGAAGGGGAUUCUGAGCAGCAUUUGGGCCGAGGUAGCUAAUGAAUAAAGGCACCAGGUGUGCCACCUGGGCCCCUAAUUCUCCAUCUGUGAUGUGGCCAAGACUCAGGAAAACUUAGGGGUGUUUUGAGGAGUUCAAAUUCCUUUCUUCAGAAGCUGGGGACUUGAAGUGGUUUUCAGGCCUGGAUAGAAAUGCUGUCUCAUUUCUGUGUCAGGCUGCUGAGCCACUGUUGCAGUGACGUCCCCCAUCCAGACCCACCCAUGGCGCCUCUCUGUCCUGCUCCCCUUGGUUUGCUUCCUUCCUCAGACCGGGUGGUUUUCUAUCAGGUGGCUUUUCAGUGCUGCCCUGCUUCCUCCUGGGCCUUGCCAUCCCCAUCUGAACAGUGUAGACCUCAGCCCGGCCUCUCCUGGGGUCCUAGGCAGUGGCUUCUUGACAGAGAAAGUGGGCCACCUUCUGCCUCUGGGCCACCUUCUGCCUCUGGCCGGGCCCCCCAGCCCACUUCUGGUGCCUGUCAGCCCCCACGCCACCCCCAGGCACAAGUCAUCUCCCUCACCUUGCGGUCAGUCUCCCUCUGUUCUCUUAAAUACUGGAAAGCAUUUGGACUGAAUUAAUUCUUCAGUAACAACAGUGUUACACAGAAAUUCUUGCAAGAGCAGGUAAAGUUUUGGAGUCAGAAAUGUCCCCAUGCAGAGGGAUCCUCUGAGUCUAAGACAGUGAAGGCUGUGAACAGUGAAGGCUCCUUAGAGUCACAGACCUGGCACAGGUACAGACGUUUGACUUUAGAGGGUCCAACAUACCUAAAAGACAAGCAACAAACCCAGUCCCAGAACAGGUACACAAAUGGCCUUGGGUCUCAGAGAAGCCUCUCUCCUGGACCCUGUGCAGAAGACACUUUUUAUCCUUAAGAACAAUGUAGCAACUGAUAUUGUUGGGGAGGCCAUUGAGACAGGUUUGAGAGGAGAAAGACAGCAGGAAAACACAGAGGCUGUCCUUAAAGUACAGGAAAAGAGGCCAGUGCUGAAAGAGCUCACCCAUGCGGACAGCACAAGAGCCACCACCCCAUCCUGCACGUCUGGAGACCAGAUAUCCCCUGCUGAGUAUAGGAUAUGGCGCUGGGUAUGACCCUGCAGGGGCACAGAUGGGGCCUUCCAGGGCUUCUGCAUGAAUGGGGUGGAAGAGGCACCUGGGGUGGGUCGGAGAUAAGGCCACUUCCUGAGAAUUAAGAUUUCCUUGCCAAGUGUGCAAUAGAUGAUCUUAUACCUAAAAACUCAGCCAUGGGAGCUUGCCCAUGAGGGUCCAGCACAGAGUGGAGCUACUGAGCACCCAGUGCUAAAGGAUGUGCAUCUGAGGGCCAAGGGCUAUGACAGCGGCCGAGGGAACCGAGACGGGCUGCAAGGGCGCACCUGGGGCAGAGAGGGGCACUGGGAGCAGGGGCUCCGGGGCUGGCCCACUGCUCGUUCACAGGCACUUUAUAGCUGAGCCAGCUCACCACACUGGGCACUGUCAUGGUAAAUCACAACCAACAGGGCCUCCGAGUGGUUUUGUAGCAAACUGAAUGGUUCCCAUGCACAGCCCAGCCAUUUACCCAUCAACACAGGACCGCAUAAACAUCAGUCCCCCCUUCCCUGACCUGCAGAGAAAGUUUACAGAACUAUGCCCUGUUAGGUAUUUCCUAAGAUAACGUGCUAUUGUAUUUAGUCAUAAUGCAGCUCUUUAAGACAGCAUUUUAGAUGAGAAAAAAAAUAAAGUUCAGAGACUUACCAGAAGUCACAUGGCUGAUACUUAAGGCAUCUGAGAUGCUGACGUGCAAGGUCCACUCCUCAGCCCUCCUUCCCUGGCCAAUCUCAAUGCACUGACUCUGCCUGGGCCACCCUCAGGGCUGGAAGGCCUUCGGAAUGCUUCCCUCAGGGGUGGGGGAUGUCCCUGUCACUGCCCUCCCCCCAUGUGUGUGACCAGGACACUCCAUGCUGUCUGGCCUGUGCUGGUCAUUGGUGGUGAGUCACAGGGUUGCAGAGUAGUGGAAAGACCCAGCUACCCACACUUCAGAUCCAGGUGCGGCUAGGCUGCAGCUUCAGAUGGGAACCUCUGCAUUGAGCAUAACCCUGGUUCUCUACCCUUUCCGGCCAGGCUCCUGGCUUGUGCCAGAUCCUGAGUCACCCCAGGAUCAUCCUUCUCACUCAUCUUAAUAAAAAUAGCCAUCGUUAA
Manis javanica (Malayan pangolin) is the source of this 8031-nucleotide messenger RNA. The record is from RefSeq and is a predicted model, not a curated record. Lineage: Eukaryota; Metazoa; Chordata; Mammalia; Pholidota; Manidae.